AUGGAGGUCCGCCCCCAGGCGGAGGUGCCCAGCCCGCCGUCCAGCGAGGUGUUACCCACGGAAGUGCCCUCAUCGACGAAUCUGAUUCUGAAUACCGCAUCGCUGGUGAACUGGGCGUACUAUGUUCUGGCUAUUCUGGCGUUUCUGAGCGUCCGAAAUGCAAAGCGAAGGGCGGACAGGUCCGCGCGGCGCGGGAUUCGCUACCUUGAAGCCGCUCGCAGGAAGACACUACUGGAAGAGAGGAAAAAGUGGCAAGAACACCAAGGAAGGAAAGCGGCGAAAACGGGUGGUCUGGUAAGCCAUGUAAGUUCUAGCGUAGCUUCGUCUUUCGCGCGAUUGAGCGAGCGCGGGAAAGUGUAG
Messenger RNA from Neospora caninum, 360 nucleotides. RefSeq lists its product as hypothetical. The record is from RefSeq and is a predicted model, not a curated record. The coding region runs from base 1 to 360 and encodes 119 amino acids. Lineage: Eukaryota; Apicomplexa; Conoidasida; Eucoccidiorida; Sarcocystidae. The transcript has a single exon.